Rubroshorea leprosula is the source of this 2542-nucleotide messenger RNA. The record is from the annotation of a GenBank genome assembly. NCBI's taxonomy places the organism in Eukaryota, Viridiplantae, Streptophyta, Magnoliopsida, Malvales, Dipterocarpaceae.
AAUCUUUCAUCCUCAUAUCUUAAUCAUGAAUCUCUACUAAGCUCACAACCCACAAUGUUCUUUGAGCAGGACCCAUCUUCAAAAUCUUUUCAAGCAAAUGUCUUCCACACAAACCCAUCUCAGAACCCUUCUGAAACGCCUCCAAAACAUCAAAACUGAGUCUCAAGCGAGGCAGCUCCAUGCCCAAAUCCUCAAAAUCCAUCCCCGCUCUCGGUCUGAUGAUAUCUCCACCAUUUUAUCUCUGUACACAAACUUCAAUCUUUUACCAGACUCGAUUUUCCUCUUCAAAUCCCUCCGGUCACCCUCAGUUCUUGCUUGGAAAUCCAUCAUCAGAUGCUACACCAAAAGUGGCUUUUUUUUGGAAUCAUUGACUUCUUUUAUUCAAAUGCGUGCUUCUGGUCGAUGCCCAGAUGAGAACGUGUUCCCUUCUGUGCUAAAGUCGUGUGUAUUUUUGAGGGACUUGAGGUUGGGUGAGUCCGUUCAUGGUUGCAUUAUUAGGCUCGGUAUGGACUUUGAUUUGUAUACUGGGAACGCCCUUAUGAAUAUGUACUCAAAGCUUCAGAUUUUAGGUGCAAGUAGAGGGCAGAGAGGUUGUGCAUCGAAGAUGUUUGACGAAAUGGCUCAAAGAAGGCAAAAUGGUGAUUUUACGGGUAGUUUUGUUAGCAGAAACAUUAAUGCCUCUGGUUCGUCUAAGGACCUUGACAAUGAGAAUUUCAGCGUUGAUCAGAAUGUCAAUCUGAGCAAACUCGGUGAUAGUUUAUCUCGAAUGGAUGUAAACAAGAAAAUUGAUCAUUCCUCUGGUAGAAGAAAUGUUGUUUCAAAUGGGGAGAGAGACGAAAGAAUUUCUCCAUUGGAUGCGGUAAGUAAGGUUUUUGAGAUGAUGCCAGAAAAGGAUAUUGUUUCCUGGAAUACCGUAAUUGCUGGGAAUGCGCAAAAUGGUUUGUAUGAACAAGCUUUGCAGAUGGUUAGAAAAAUGGGGAAUGAUGGCUUAAAGCCUGAUUCAUAUACUCUGUCCAGUGUCCUUCCCAUAUUUGCAGAGUAUGUGGAUGUCAUUAAGGGAAAGGAGAUUCAUGGAUAUACUAUUAGACAUGGGUUUGAUGCGGACUUAUUCAUUGGAAGUAGCUUAAUUGACAUGUAUGCAAACUGUACUAUGGUUGAAGAUUCAUGUCGUGUAUUUAGCCUCUUACCCCAACGUGAUGACAUUUCAUGGAAUUCAGUUAUUGCAGGUGUCAUGCCAGCUUGUGCUCACUUGACAACUCUGCAUUUAGGAAAGCAACUCCAUGGAUACAUAAUUAGGGGUGGAUUUGAUGAUAAUGUGUUUAUAGCCAGCUCCCUUGUUGACAUGUAUUCCAAAUGUGGGAACAUUAGGAUAGCAAGAUGGAUUUUUGAUCACAUGCAGCAGCAUGACAUGGUGUCAUGGACGGCCAUUAUCAUGGGACAUGCUUUGCAUGGGCAUGCUCGUGAUGCCAUUUCCUUAUUCAAGCAGAUGGAAAUGCAAGGAGUCAAACCGAAUUAUGUUUCCUUCAUAGCAGUGUUUACUGCUUGUAGUCAUGCUGGAUUCACAGAUGAAGCUUGGAAAUAUUUCAAAAUUAUGACACAAAAUUAUGGCAUUGCUCCAGGCUUAGAACACUAUGCUGCUAUGGCAGACCUUCUUGGGCGUGCAGGGAAACUGGAAGAAGCUUUUGAGUUUAUCUCUAGCAUGCAUAUUAGACCUACAGGCAGCAUCUGGUCUACGUUACUGUCUGCUUGUAGAGUCCACAAGAACAUUGAGUUGGCCGAGAAAGUUGCAAAGAAAAUAUUUGAUGUUGAUCCAGAAAACGUGGGAGCUCAUGUUCUCAUGUCAAAUAUAUAUGCGACUGCUCAGAGGUGGAAAGAGGCAGAAAAGAUGAGAACCUCUAUGAGGAAAAAAGGCAUUAUAAAGGCACCUGCUUGCAGCUGGAUUGAGGUUAAAAACAAGGUUCAUACUUUCAUGUCAGGGGAUAAAUCUCAUCCAAGCCAUGAUAGGAUAAAUGAAUCUCUUAAAGAUCUUCUGGAGCAGAUGGAACAAGAAGGUUACGUUCCUGACACAAGUGAGGUCUACCGUGAUAUUGAGGAGGAGCAAAAGAAAUACUUGUUAUUUGGCCACAGUGAAAGAUUGGCCAUAGCUUUUGGUAUCAUUAGCACACCUACUGGGAUGACAAUCCGAGUAACUAAAAACAUUCGGGUUUGUGUGGAUUGCCACACAGCUAUAAAGUUCAUAUCAAAGAUUGUUCGAAGAGAGAUAAUUGUGAGGGAUAACUCCAGAUUCCACCAUUUCAAAGAUGGGAAUUGCUCAUGUGGAGAUUAUUGGUAAAAGGUUAGGCCAAAGUAUUUUUAAAUUAAGACCCUUUAUUGUUUAGAAAGCAGGUGAAGGGUCUGGCUCUUACAUGGAAGUAUUGGUUAACAGGUCAGGUGAUAGAUUAUUGGUAACAGGUCUGCACUUUGGAGAAUGCUUGUAGAAGAUUGUAACAAUGAUCCAUCCACCAACUUCUACACAUUUCACACAUAAACAACGAAAUUAGAA